AUGAAGACCAAGCAUCGAGAUAUUACUUUCAACCCAGACGACAUGUUCCGUGCAUAUAGUGCAAGCGAAAGACAAGAAUACACCAAAAUUCAUAAAAAAAUCAACAUCGUCAUCAACCUUUCCGGAAGUACAACAACUGAAGCUGAACAGUCUGUCCUGUCCAGCCAAAGCCUUGAGCUUCGGCCUACCACUUCCGAAAUAUUUCGGAAGUGCCCUCGGUUCCGAAUUUUGGUGAUAGGAAAGACUGAAGUCGGCAAGUCUUCAGUGAUUAACCACACAUUUGGGGUGGAAAACGCGAUCACCUCGGAUGAUAAGCCAGGCGAGGUCAGCAUUGACCAUGAGUUCAUCUCACCUCAGAAUGACAAGUUUGUUCUUCACGAUAGCAAAGGUUUUGAACCACGGGAUGAAGACAACCUCAAAAUAGUUGAAGACUUCAUUGACCGUUGGAGGAACAUGCCCACUCCGGAACAUCAGUUGCAUGCUAUUUGGCUUUGCUUUGAGAUACCCCGUGCAGGCGGACGUUUGCUAGAGACGGGAAUGGAGGAAUUCCUGACAUUGAAAAAUAGUGGAAAGCUGGGAAACGUUCCCGUUAUCGUCGUUCUUACCAAAUACGAUAUGAUCAUCGGUCGCAUAGAACGAAAUUUAGAUGAAACCUAUGCCAAUGAAUUGAAUGACAAAGCCAUCAAGGAAGUCAUCAAGAACAAAGCAGAAGCCGAACUGCAGAAUACCUGCAUCGGACCUCUAAAGCAAUUCACAGGGCCUGAUAUACCCUAUGUCACGAUCUCUACUAAAGCAGACCACAAGCAGACACUCGUCCACCUGAUCGAAAUCACUGAAACCUGUGUCGAUCGGUAUUCUGCACCCGAGGCUGUGGUGAUGACCUCCAUCGCUCAGCGAGUGCGUCCUGGACUCAAAAUAAAGGCAUCAAUUGAGGUUGGCAAGAAAAGUCUGUCCCAGUUUCAUGUUCAUGAUUACUGA
Messenger RNA from Suillus discolor, 978 nucleotides. RefSeq lists its product as uncharacterized. Lineage: Eukaryota; Fungi; Basidiomycota; Agaricomycetes; Boletales; Suillaceae. Bases 1 to 978 code for a protein of 325 amino acids. Gene Ontology annotation, molecular function: GTP binding. The transcript is spliced from 10 exons. The record is from RefSeq and is a predicted model, not a curated record.